AUGGGCAACGAGACUGAUGAGGAAGCAGACCUGAUGAGAAAGAACAAACUGUUGAUGGAAGCAAUGGCCGCUCAGUUGAAGCAAACCAUGUUGGAAAGCAUGACUGAGAUGAUGAAUGAAAACAUGAAAGAGAUCAGAAAUGAAAUCAGACAAGCUACUGGUCAAGGUCACAGUAAUGAGUCCAGAAGGAACCGUCGAACUCACACUCCACAAGAGCAUGCUGGUUCACAGGAGACUGAUAACUACUAUGAGCGCCACAGAAGUGAGAGAAGUGGUUCUUCCUCAGCAUCACGAGGUAGUAGAAGAAGAACUCGUCGUGAUCAUGAUGAUAGAAGACCUUACCGUGAUGAACUUGCUGGUUUGAAGCUUAAGAUCCCUCCCUUCCAUGGCAAAGUUGAUCCUGAUGCUUAUCUUGAGUGGGAGAAGAAGAUUGAGAUUGUAUUCAACUGCCGACACUACACCAAUGCUCAGAGGAUUCAAUUUGCUGCAACUGAGUUUGUGCCUAACCACUACCACCGGGAUCUUCAUCAAAGAUUGAGGAGACUUACACAAGGAUCCAAGACUGUGGAAGAGUACUACCAGGAGAUGGAGUUGCUGAUGUUGAGGGCUGGUAUAUCUGAGGACAGAGAAGCUACUAUGGCAAGGUUUCUUGGAGGGCUUAACCGCGAGAUACAAGACAGUGUGGAGAUGCAGCACUAUAUAGAGAUAGAAGAGAUCAAGCCUCAGCAGAAAGAAGAUACUAAACCAAACAGCACAUUCAGCAAAGACAAAGGCAAAGCUGAAGCUACAAGCUCUAGAACUAGAGAUGUUAAGUGUUUCAAGUGUCAAGGAAGAGGACAUUAUGCCAAUGAGUGCACCAACAAGAAGGUUAUGAUUCUACUUGAGAAUGGAGAGUAUGAAUCAGAAGAAGAGCACUCCGGUUCUGAUCUGAAAAUGUCUGGUGAAGAGAGUGAAGUAGAACCGGUUAAAGGAAGGUUGUUGGUGACAAGAAGACUCUUGAACUUGCAAACUAAGACUGAAGAAACUGAGCAGCGUGAGAAUCUCUUCUACACUAGGUGUUUGGUUCAGGGAAAGGUGUGCAGCCUUAUUAUUGAUGGUGGAAGCUGUGUCAAUGUAGCUAGUGAGACUAUGGUGAAGAAAUUGGGUCUGAAAGUUCAGAAGCAUCCUAGACCUUACCGGUUGCAGUGGCUCAAUGAGGAAGGUGAGAUGAGAGUCUCCAAUCAAGUGCUGAUACCUAUAGCCAUUGGUAGAUAUGAAGAUGAGAUCUUGUGUGAUGUAUUACCAAUGGAAGCUAGCCAUAUUCUUCUUGGUAGACCAUGGCAGUUUGAUAGGCGAGUGGUUCAUGAUGGUUUCACCAAUAAGCACUCUUUUGAGUUUAAUGGAAAGAAGACAGUGCUG
This is a messenger RNA of Raphanus sativus (radish), 1398 nucleotides long. RefSeq lists its product as uncharacterized. Gene Ontology annotation, molecular function: zinc ion binding; nucleic acid binding. The transcript has 3 exons. The record is from RefSeq and is a predicted model, not a curated record. NCBI's taxonomy places the organism in Eukaryota, Viridiplantae, Streptophyta, Magnoliopsida, Brassicales, Brassicaceae. The annotation marks the transcript as partial.